Bacidia gigantensis is the source of this 1704-nucleotide messenger RNA. RefSeq lists its product as uncharacterized. The transcript has 4 exons. The coding region runs from base 1 to 1704 and encodes 567 amino acids. Lineage: Eukaryota; Fungi; Ascomycota; Lecanoromycetes; Lecanorales; Ramalinaceae. Gene Ontology annotation, molecular function: metalloendopeptidase activity. The record is from RefSeq and is a predicted model, not a curated record. Gene Ontology annotation, biological process: proteolysis.
AUGAAAGUUCCAUGGCGAAUAUUCGAUACCCUGGCUGGCAUCUACCUAUCAUUCGCCCUCGUUGACGCGCACUCGUUCAGCCGCGAUCCACUGAAUUACCUCUCCAUAGUUGAAAAUGCUACCAUCCAGACUCCAUCGCAUCGUGUACAUUCAUAUUCAACCUUCGACCUGCAUUUCGGUCUUCGCAGCAACAAUCAGCGGCUUAGAUUGACCUUGGAACCCAACCAGGAUAUCAUAGCCGAUGGCGCAUCCGUUAAAUACCUGAGUCCCGAGGGCGAGUUAGUACGGUCGGAACCAAUAGACAGGCAUGCGCACCGCAUCUUCAAAGGAGACGCCUGGAUACAAGAAAGCAACGGGCACUGGUCAAGCGUUGGAUGGGCGAGGGUAAUGAUCAAGAGUGAUGGCAUAAGCCCGCUUUUUGAGGGAGUCUUUACUAUUGGGCGUGAUCACCAUCAUGUCCAACUCCGCUCUCACUAUAUGGCGACGAGACAUGAGCUUGACCCUAUAGCGGAAGAUGUCGGACUAGAAUACAUGGUAAUUUUCCGGGAUUCAGACGUGGGCCGCAAGGUGCAAUCAGAGCACUUGGAGCUGAAAAGGUCGGCCCUGGCGGACAGGUCUUGUCACUCCGAAAAACUACAUUUCAACGCUGAUCCGUCGCAAACCGUCUUGAAACGAGAUACCGGAACUUGGGGCGCGACGUCUUUCAACUCUUUGUUUGGCAAGAGACAGAUUGAUACCAAUGGUAUUCCUACAGGUGGGAACUCUGGUGGUGUCAAUCUGAAGAACUCCAUCGGAAAGAAAGACGGAUGCCCUUCUACCCGUAAGGUGGCUUUGAUUGGUGUUGCGACUGACUGCAGUUACACCGGCACGUUCAACUCUACAGAAAGUGCGCAUGCAAAUGUCAUACAACAAAUCUCUAGUGCUUCAAGUCUUUACGAGCGAAGCUUCAACAUAUCGCUUGGUUUGCAGAAUCUUACAGUCAGCAAUACGACCUGUCCAGGCACGCCUCCAGCGGCAACGCCCUGGAAUCAAGGCUGCGGAGGAAAUCAAACCAUCACAGACCGCUUGAACACUUUCUCCACCUGGCGAGGUCAGCAAAAAGAUAACAAUGCGUACUGGAUGCUUCUAACAAACUGCCGUACUGGGUCUGAGGUGGGAUUGUCCUGGCUCGGUCAGCUAUGUGUUAGUGACGUCGCCCAAAAUUCUGGAGAAACGGUCAGUGGAGCUUGUGUUGUCGCAAAGACAUCAACCGAAUGGCAAGUUAUGGCGCACGAAUCUGGUCACACUUUUGGCGCCGUCCACGAUUGUGAUUCUCAGCCCUUGCUCGAUCGGGCGUCACAACAAUCACCGGCCAUCAAUGCGGCAAUGGGAUUGUCGAGGAGGACGAGGAUUGUGACUGCGGCGGCGAUGAAAGCUGUGGAAACAAUGCUUGCUGCGAUCCUAAGAGUUGCAAAUUUAAGAGCGGUGCGGUCUGCGACGACUCCAAUGAAGACUGCUGUAAAGGUUGUCAAUUUGCGUCUAACGGUACCGUCUGUCGAGCUAGCACCGGCGAAUGCGAUCCUCAAGAGAUUUGCAGCGGAGGUUCCCCCACAUGUCCUACUGACCAGAAUGCUCCCGACGGGCAGAGUUGUGGCAAAGGCUCUGACCAUCUACAGUGCGCUAGUGGACAAUGCACAUCAAGGCAUCAGCAGUGCAAGACAUUGA